Molecule: messenger RNA, 1143 nt
Organism: Meloidogyne enterolobii
Lineage: Eukaryota; Metazoa; Nematoda; Chromadorea; Rhabditida; Meloidogynidae
Source: the annotation of a GenBank genome assembly
UUUUCUCCGUCUAACUUUACAUAUUUUUGAACGUUUUUCAUUCUGCAUUUGUCCUUCUUUUCUUUUUCUUCUUUCCUCUCUUCUUGUUGUACACUCAACCUUGCUGCACUCAACCGUCCUUUAAAAUUAAUUUUCUUUUCUUCUUUUCUUCUUUUCACUUCUACUAUUUUACCUAAAUAUUUCAAAAUGUAAACAAAUAAAUAAUAUUUCAAAAUAUGUACCAUCUUUCAUGACACUAACAAAUUGUCCACAAAGAAAAAUUUUUUUAAAAUGUCGAGUGAUUGGGAAAAAAAAUUUAUUUUUUGAUUUCAUUUCAAAUUUUCUGAAAUUCUAGAAAUGUUUUCUUCAUUUAAGUCAAAAUGGAAAAAAUCUCCAGAUUUAAUAGACAAUUUAGAAAGCGGUUUAACUCCAGAAGAGGUGCAAAAAGAAAGGGCAGAAUAUGUUCAAAAUAUUGGAAUUGAAUAUAGAUAUGGGUGUUAUGAAGAAAAACAGCCAGAAUCUUGUCAACUUCUCGGAGAAUAUUUCGAAGCUAUUGAAAAGAAAUAUGAAGAGGCUUUUAAACUUUUUGCUGAAAAUUGUGAAAAACGAAAAUGGCCAAGAAGUUGUUAUAAAUAUGCUACUUAUUGUCUUGCUGGGAAAGCAACAGAGCCGAGUUAUGAAAAGGCCUUUCCUCCUUUAGAAAUUGCCUGUAACGGAAAUAUACCCAAAGCCUGUAAACGACUUUCCCAGCUUUAUUGGAUGGCCGCUUCUGCUCCAAAUAAUCAACCAAAUACUUCUAAAGCUGUUGAAUUAAUGAGAAAAUCAUGUGAAUUAGAGGAUUAUCAAUCUUGUUGGACUCUUAGCAAUUGGUAUUUGGGCCCAGAUGCAAAAUUCGCCAAAAUAAAAACAAAAAGAGGAAUUACACGAGAACCAAAUAUUGGCGAAACUGGUUCUAUCGAAAAAGAUGCAAAUAAAGCUUUGGAAUAUGGAUUAAUUGCUUGUGAUAAUGGAAAUGUUUUGGAGGCCUGUUCAAAUGUUGCUAGAAUGUAUUAUAUUGGUGAUGGUAUCCCCAAAGAUAUUGAAAAAGCAAAACAUUACAAAGAAAGAGCAAAAGAAUUAAAAUUAAUGUUGAGAAGAGGAUGGACACCUGGACUGACUGGAUAA